AUGUGCGGUGACGGACACAAGGCCGUCGAGGCCAGCACCAACUACGACUACCUGGUGCAGUCGACCGACCCCGAGCACCCGGCCAACCUCAUUCCGGAGAUGUGCCGUAAAUUCUACAACUGGGGCUGGGUCACCGGCACCGGUGGAGGGACGUCCAUUCGCCACGGCGACCAUAUCUUCCUUGCACCCUCCGGCGUCCAGAAGGAACUCAUCAAAUCCGACAACAUCUUCGUGAUUCAAUGGCCCACCAAGAAGUACCCGGCCGAAGACCGCAACUAUAUCCGCAAGCCUCUCGCGCUGAAGCCGUCUGCCUGCACCCCGUUGUUCCUCACGGCCUUUGAACAGGGCGCUGGCUGCUGCAUCCAUACUCACUCGCAAUGGGCAGUCCUGGUGACCUUGUUGGUGGAACGAGAGAUGGGCUCUGACGCAUGCUUCGAGAUCAGCCACAUCGAGCAGAUCAAGGGUAUUCCUCGUGGCAAGGGCAAAGGCUAUUUGGAUUAUCACGAUACUCUGCGCGUCCCGAUCAUUGAGAACACUCCGUACGAGGAGGACCUGACGGAAGGUCUGGAGGCGGCAAUGAACAAGUACCCCGACACCUAUGCGGUGCUUGUGCGGAGACACGGAAUCUAUGUCUGGGGUGACAAUCCUGCCAAAGCGAAGACUCAGUGCGAGAGUCUGGAUUACAUUUUCCAGCUGGCCGUGGAAAUGCACAAGCUGGGACUCCCUUGGAUCAAAAAAUAG
Molecule: messenger RNA, 741 nt
Organism: Penicillium cinerascens
Lineage: Eukaryota; Fungi; Ascomycota; Eurotiomycetes; Eurotiales; Aspergillaceae
Gene: mde1
Product: methylthioribulose 1-phosphate dehydratase MDE1
Exons: 3
Coding region: 1-741 (246 amino acids)
Cellular component (GO): cytoplasm
Molecular function (GO): metal ion binding; methylthioribulose 1-phosphate dehydratase activity
Source: RefSeq, a predicted model, not a curated record